GGAAGAGGAAGGAAGCUGCGGAAUAAACCAGCGCUUUAAUAGAUCAUGAAUAAACAAGUGCAGCUGUCGUCUCGCAGUGUCGCUGACAUCUUUGAGGGGACGUUAUGGCUGAAGCAGAGUUAGAAACCUUCACCUCUAUCAUGGACACGCUGGUUCGCAUCAGUUCCAACAUGAAGAGUAUGGAACAGGAGUUGCAUUGCCCGGUGUGCGAUGAGAUGGUGAAGCAGCCCAUCCUGCUGCCGUGUCAGCACAGUGUGUGUCUACUGUGUGCGGCGGAGGUGUUGGUACAAAGAGGGUAUCCUCCUCCCGACCUCCCUCCAGAGCCCAACUCGCCGGUCUCCACACCCAACACUCGCUCCCCACGACAGGCUCGAAGACCCACGCCCAGGACCCCUGACCGCCUGGAACGGGUCCUCCGAACAGUGUGCGGGACAUACCCAGGGCGGAGACGGAAGGACGCGGCCCCUCCCCCCAUGUUGUUCCCGUGUCCUUCCUGUCAGCAGGACGUAGAGCUCGGAGAGAAAGGCCUGACAGACUGCCUCCGCAACCUCACACUGGAGCGGAUUGUGGAGAGGUACAGGCACACAGUCAGCCUGGGCAGUGUGGCCAUCAUGUGUGGCUUCUGUAAGCCUCCCCAGUCUCUGGAGGCCUCGAAGGGCUGCGCUGAUUGCAAGUCCAACUUCUGUAACGAGUGUUUCAAACUCUACCACCCCUGGGGAACGCCGCGAGCUCAGCACGAACACAUUCUACCCACGAACAGCUUUCGGCCCAAGGUCCUGACGUGCACCGAGCACGAGCAGGAGAGACUGCAGUGGUACUGCCGUGACUGCCAGAGGUUGCUGUGCCCACUUUGUAAGCUCCGACAGGUCCACCACGGACACAAAGUCUUGCCUAUGGCACAGGCCUACCAGGCCCUCAAGGACAAGGUUACCAAGGAGGUCACCUUUAUCGUGGCCAACCAGGAGACGAUACAGAGUCAGAUCACUCAACUGGAAGCUGCCAUCAAACAGAUGGAGGCGAACAGCGCAGUGGCUCUGAACCAGCUGACCUACUGUAUCCGAGAGCUGGGAGCGGCUGUGGCGGAGCGUCAGGGGGCUCUGGUUGUGGCCCUGGAGGGAUCCCGCAGCAGGAGGGAGGAUGCCCUGUCUGCCCAGGUCUCAGAGAGGCGAGGCCUGCAGGAGCACACCGGCCUGAUGGCCUACACACAGGAGCUGCUCAAGGAGGCCGAUCCACCCUGCUUCGUACAGGCUGCCCGAGUCACCCACAGCAGGCUCGUGAAGGCCAUAGAAAACCUCCAGUGCUUCACUCCCUCGGCUGAUCCCUCCUUCAGGCACUUUCACCUCGACACAUCCAAAGAAGUCCAGCUCAUCCACAGCUUGGAGUUCAUACAUGCCCCACUGGCUCCAGUCAUUGACACCCAGAAGACACUUGCGUAUGACCAGCUGUUUCUGUGCUGGCGCCUCCCUCAGGACUCGGCGCCCGCUUGGCACUUCUCCGUUGAAUACCAACGGCGGGCAGGAGGGGCUGCAGCCACUUGGGGCGGCACCAGAUCUCCCGAUGCUGCAACAGCAUGGUUGCGUUUGGAUGAAGUGAGAGGAACCAAUGCCGUGGUGAAUCGGCUGCAGAUGGACAGCGUGUACGUGCUCAGGGUGAGAGGCUGCAACAAGGCCGGGUUCGGAGAGUACAGCGAAGAAGUUUACCUCCACACUCCACCAGCACCUGUGUUGAGUUUCUCCUUGGACUCACGCUGGGGGUUGCAUGCUGACCGGCUGGCAUUGGGUAGAGGCCAAACUUACGCUCGCAGCGUGCCAGGCCUCUCCCUCCUGCAGGUGGCCGACCGCACGCUCACUUCUUGCCACUUGACCUCUGACCUACUGGUGGCCGACUUGGCUGUCACUCAAGGCAGACACUACUGGGCAUGCUCUGUGGAGCCUAGUUCCUACCUGGUGAAGGUGGGAGUGGGACAGGAGGCUAAGCUGCAAGAGUGGUUUCACCUCCCCCAGGACAUGUCCAGCCCUCGCUGCGACCCAGACAGCGGCCAUGACAGCGGGGCAGAGGACGGCCAGGACUCUCCUCCCUUCUGCUUCCUCACUAUAGGCAUGGGCAAGAUCCUGCUUCCUCAAGGACAUGGUCACACUCAGAGCCAGGGGGACAGCCACAGCCAGAGGGGAGUGCACUCCCACAGCACCGGCCAUAGCAACCUGCCUCACCCUCACACUGCUCCCCUGCCCCCCCGGCUGGGAGUGUGUCUGGACUGUGACAAAGGACUUGUCACCUUCUACGAUGCCCACUCGUUGCGGAUCCUUUGGGAGGGACACAUGGACUGUUCAGCUCCAGUGUGUCCGGCCUUCUGCUUCAUCGGCGGAGGAGCCCUGCAGCUGCAGGACCUUGUGGCAAAUCGGAGCAUCGAGGAGCCGUCACCACGGAGGGUCACUAUCCAAACGCGUGCAACGAAUCUCAGCAAAUAAAUCGUGGUGAGGCGGUUUAUGGGACACAGUUGACUCAGCAAUCCAACUUUAUGUCAGUAGAGAUAAAUGUGGUUUAUACUCACCACCUAAUGUAAGUCAAUAAUGAACUACCUUGCUCCUGUAUAUCGUUGAUGCUUGAUUGAACUGUCUCUGCUGAAUAUGGUUAUGUUUUCCCUCUGAUUUCUGAGAUCUUAAUAUACAAAUCUCAUGUUCUUUUGGCAUUUGCACUUGGCCUGGACAUGAAAUCUCUCUUUUGGCUAUUUAUUUCCUGCUUUAUUUCUUUUCAAUUGAGUAAUGCUCCUCUGGACAUUGUGGCUGAAGUGAUUUUAGACGAUGCAUAAUUCUGUUGUCAGGGGGAGCAAAUCCCCUUAAUAACAAGUUCAAUCUGUUUGCAAUGUAAAAAAACAAUGUUGCAUGCAAUUGUAACAAUAGAAUUCGCCUGUCACCUUGUAAAAGCACCUCAGAUGUACUGUACCAUCUAAUUUGAUAUCCUUAUUUGUAAUGUAGCUUAAACAAGAGUUACACAUGUGUGUAUAUAAGUCAGAAUUAGAGAAUGUGAAUAUUCUUUGGUUGUUGAAGUUCUGUUGGCUCACGUCAGGAAAACACAUCUCUGGGUCUUCACAGCCCCAGGUCGUAUUUUAUAUAGUCGUUGUUUUGCAUUUCAAAAAGGAUGUUUAUGGCAUUUUCGUCUGGGUGAACACGCUAACAGUUGCCUCAAUGUUUUCAAAAGAGAUGAAUCAUGCUCUCACAAUGCUGUUUGACUCAAUAACAUGUGAAUACAUUUCAGUGAUUUACAUUUGGACAAAAGUGAUGGCCUACGUGUCCAGUUUGAAACUGUGGUGUUUGAGGGAUUUGCACAUACAUAUUAAUGAUGUUCAAGGAAGUGGAUGGAUGAAAUAGAAUGAGAAGAGGUCUAUUUAUGAGCUCUGGUGGACUUCAUUUAUUUGCUACUACAGCUAACAGUAAAUCAUUGAUUUGAAUACGCUGAGAAAGUGAUGUCUGGGGAAUGUAAAAGCCCAGUAAUGUAUUAUUUCAGUGUAAGAGAUUGUCUAUAUUGUAAUAUUUUCAAAUCGACUGGCUCCGUCUGUAUUUUGAUAUAAAGUAUGAUGUGUGUGUGUGUGUGUGUGUGUGUAAACUGAUGGCACAUCUAUAGACUCCUCUUCCUGUGUUACAGCAUAGCACUUGAAUGACUUCAGACUGUAGCAUCCCAUAAAUCAGAAUAUCUUCAUUUAGAUUUAGCCUCGGCUGGCAGAUUGUUUCUAUCAUGUCAUGAGAAAAACAAUAAAUGACUGAUAACUGCAA
Pseudoliparis swirei is the source of this 3770-nucleotide messenger RNA. It is a transcript of the gene trim46a, whose product is annotated as tripartite motif containing 46a. Gene Ontology annotation, molecular function: zinc ion binding; protein binding. Lineage: Eukaryota; Metazoa; Chordata; Actinopteri; Perciformes; Liparidae. The record is from RefSeq and is a predicted model, not a curated record. The transcript is spliced from 13 exons. The coding region runs from base 105 to 2468 and encodes 787 amino acids.